Amaranthus tricolor (Joseph's coat) is the source of this 1927-nucleotide messenger RNA. RefSeq lists its product as uncharacterized. The transcript is spliced from 6 exons. Bases 115 to 1518 code for a protein of 467 amino acids. NCBI's taxonomy places the organism in Eukaryota, Viridiplantae, Streptophyta, Magnoliopsida, Caryophyllales, Amaranthaceae. The record is from RefSeq and is a predicted model, not a curated record. Gene Ontology annotation, molecular function: nucleic acid binding; zinc ion binding.
CUAGCGAGUUGUAGCGAACAUUGAAAGUAAAAAUGAAGCGUUGAGAAUUGGGCAUAGGGCGCCUAGCAAGCAAAAGGCGGGAAGAUUUAAGAAAGAGGGCUAGUUUUAGUUUUAAUGAAAUAUGAAAGCACACGGAGUGUAAGACUGUUGCAAUCAAUUGUAAUCAUGGCGUACCCAAAAACGUCCAUGAUCGAAAUUCCAGAAGAUGAAGAAGAUGUUGAGUUUCUAUGUCAACUCGAGGCAGCUGAAGCCCACGCUCUUUCCUCCUUCUCAAAACGCCGUCGUAUCGCCGUCGAAACAGGGAUGAAAUUGGAGAGAGAAAGAGACGAUUUCGUCGAAGAAAUACAAGAAGGAGCUUACACUGCUGCACUCAAAGGAAGCAAAAGUCUUGCAUGGAAGAAACAACAAAUGGCUUCGUCGGCGGUAAGUGUAGGACCCACUGUCAUGGGCGGUGGUGGUGGAAGUGGAGCGUGUUUCAAGUGUGGCAAGGAAGGGCACUGGGCUAGAGAUUGUAAUCAAACGACGGCAUUUGUAAGAAAUGUGAAUGUGGGACCUACAAUGAUGACGCCUUCGACGACGGUGGAUGGUGGAGUAGAGAAGAUGUGUGCUUGUGGUUUGGGGAAUUGUUUGCUUCUUACUGCUAAUACUGAGCGUAACCGCGGUCGCAUGUUCUUCAGAUGUCCUGCUCGUCAGGAGAAUGGCGGUUGUGGAUUUUUUGAGUGGUAUGAUUCAUCUUUUGGAAACAACAAUUCUAACGAAGGUUCUAGGACUUGGACGAAUGGAGGCCAACGACAAUUUUACCAACAUCCUACUGGCCAGGGAUCACCAGCCUUGAUGACAUCACGGAAUGACUAUGAUAGAGGAGUUAAAUCUCUAAGUACCAGCUAUGGCGCAGUUCAAAAGUUUGAUUUAACUGCUGAUAACAGAACUUAUGGUGUCGGAACAGGUUCGUCUUGCUUCAAGUGUGGCGAUGAAGGGCACUGGGCAAGAGAUUGUCCGAUUACAUCUUCCAGUACAACUAACAAUGGAUCAUCAGCCUGUAAGACAUCAUGGAAUGACUAUGAUAAAAGAGCUAGUCCUUUAAGUACCAGCAAUGGUGCAGUUCAGAAAUUUGAUACAACUGCUGAUCAUAACAAAAGUUGUGGUGUCGGAACAGUUUCGUCUUGCUUCAAGUGUGGUGAGGAAGGACACUGGGCAAAAGAUUUUCGGAGUACAUCCAAUAUAACCAACAAUGGACCACUGGUCUUUAGGAAUUCGUGGAAUGACUAUGACAAAGGAGCCAGUUCUUUGAGUCCCAAAUAUGGUGCAGUUCAGAAGUCUGACGUAACUGCUGAUAACAAAGUUUAUGGUGUCAAAACAGGUUUGUCUUGCUUUAAAUGUGGGGAGGAAGGGCACUGGGCUAGAGAUUGUGCAAUGUCUACCAACACAAGUAAUAACGUGAGCACAAAGACUUCAGCUAAUGCUUGUUACAAGUGUGGUCUGUCCGGUCAUUGGGCUAGAGACUGCUCCCAAGGCUAACUUUCGACGCUGCAUACUUUAGGACAUUUUGCUGCAUUUUAAGCAUCUUUAUUUUUGGGCUGUUUCUUUUUCGUCCAUUUUUGUUUAAGUCGGUUUACAAGUCUACAAGGCAUGGUCUUUUGUCAAACAAUACUACACUGGAUAAAAUCUACAGCUGCUUGUGUCUGACAGCUGAAUAAGUGAGUAUAUUUUGUGACCCUGUAAUGUAAGUCAGUUAAUUGUUUAACGCGUGCAAUGCAUAGAUUUGAAGUGUGUUCUUCUCAGACUUAUUUUAGUUAAACUUUUUUUUUUGUUUUCAUAACUUUGCUGAUAUUUAUUUUUGCUCAAAUUUAUUUGCUUAGCUUCAUAACUUUGAGCCAACAUGUGUAUUGUAAACUUGGUUAUACUAAUAUUAUUUUGUUUUGGUCGA